Xyrauchen texanus (razorback sucker) is the source of this 258-nucleotide messenger RNA. Its product is annotated as diphthamide biosynthesis protein 3-like. NCBI's taxonomy places the organism in Eukaryota, Metazoa, Chordata, Actinopteri, Cypriniformes, Catostomidae. Gene Ontology annotation, biological process: protein histidyl modification to diphthamide. The transcript has 3 exons. The record is from RefSeq and is a predicted model, not a curated record. Bases 1 to 258 code for a protein of 85 amino acids. Gene Ontology annotation, molecular function: metal ion binding.
AUGUCUGUAUUUCACGACGAGGUUGAAAUAGAAGAUUUUGAAUAUGACGAAGAAACAGAAACGUAUUAUUUUCCCUGUCCUUGUGGGGACAGAUUCGCAAUAACGAAGGAGGAUCUUGAGAAUGGUGAAGAAGUGGCCACCUGUCCCAGCUGCUCACUAAUAGUGAAAGUAAUCUAUGAUAAGGAGCAAUUCAUGUGCGGAGAAGUAAUUGAAGUACCAAAAUCGUCAGAAAACAAAGUGGAGCUGGCCCAGAGCUGA